Manihot esculenta (cassava) is the source of this 810-nucleotide messenger RNA. Its product is annotated as fasciclin-like arabinogalactan protein 19. The coding region runs from base 1 to 810 and encodes 269 amino acids. The transcript has a single exon. NCBI's taxonomy places the organism in Eukaryota, Viridiplantae, Streptophyta, Magnoliopsida, Malpighiales, Euphorbiaceae. The record is from RefSeq and is a predicted model, not a curated record.
AUGGACAAUACUUUCACCAAAACAGCGGCUCCGAUUAUUCUCCUCCUCUCUCUCAGUCUGUCUAUUCUCGUCACAACCACAGUCGCCACCGUCACCGGCCAAGAGCUCGACGCCGCCUUGUUAGCCCUCAGAACGCGAGGCUAUUCUCUCUUCCCUAAUGCCAUUACCACAACGGAUCUCCGCCCCCUUCUUCUUUCUUUAAACUCCACAUUUACCCUUUUCUCCCCCCCGGACUCUCUCGUCUACUCUCUUGACAUCUCCUGCACAGCCCCUCUUUACUUCCGCUCCAUCCUCCACCACGUGGCCCCCUUCCGCCUGUCCAUGUCAGACCUCCGGAGCAUCAGAGGUAGUCCUUAUCUUGAUACUCUCGUCACUUCAAAUCCUAUCUUCGUCGACAACUCCCUUGUUCAUGAUAACGGUAUCGUUUCGGAGUCUGUUUUGUUGGAUGGGGUUCGGGUCUCAGUUCCGGAUCUUUUUCUCGGGUCUUCCAUUGCUGUACAUGGUCUCGAGGGGAUUCUUGUUGCCGAAGUCGGAUCUAAUUCCAACGAGCACAUUGAUCGCCUUGGUGAUCAGCCGUUUGUGUCACCGGUAGCUUCUUGGUCUGAGCAAAAUUCUCCAGCAAGUGCUCCCUCGGCGAAGGUUGGAUUGAGGGGGACAUCAACUCUAGAGUCGAUGCCGAAGAAAAGAAAUGGAAUGCGUGGUCAGCGGACAAGAAAUCAGCGAGGGUUUCAUGGUGAGCUUAGCCAUGAAAACGGACACAGUAAUUUUGCCAAGUACGGUCAUCAAUUUGGUGCAAGACUUCGUGCAUGA